AAGAAGCAGUUGUGGUACAUAAACCCUGGAAAUGGAGAAACGAGACUUCAGUGGCGCUCACUCAGCAUCUCUGGAAAGCGUAAGAUCGAGUUUUCUCUCCUUCCACUCGCUGGCCCAGAGUGUCCAUCAGCUAAAAUGUCCCAUUUUGUGCUGUUUCACUGGAUUACGAUACAGAUCUUUAUAGUGCACACCGCAUCCGAAGCCGUCGUUAGAGGAGUAAUAGGGCAACCUGUUCAGUUGCCUUGCUUCUACCAGGUGUCACGACAGAAGGACAUCUCCGAUAUGUGCUGGGGCAGAGGUCCCUGCCCAAAUUCAAAGUGCAGUAAUAAAAUUUUGCACACCACUGGGAAUAGGGUGACGUUCAGAAAAUCUCAGAGAUACAGUCUCCGGGGCUAUAUUUCCUAUGGAGAUGUGUCUCUCACGAUUGGGAAAGUGAAGGCAGAGGAUGCAGGUACCUACUGCUGCCGCGUAGAGAUCCCAGGCUGGUUCAAUGACAUCAAACGGAACAUGCGGCUGGAGGUGGUCAGAGCCCCUCCAGUGAUGACAACCACCACGAGAAAGGCUCCCGUUUCCCCCAAACGUUUUAGGAAAACAACUCUUGCUCCCCAAGCAACCUCUGAUCAUCAAACAACAGCAGAGACUGCUGUCCUCCUGACAACCACCGUCCCCGAAGCAACAACUGCAACCACCGAUAAUCAAGCAACAGCAGAGACUGCUGUCCUCCUGACAACCACCGUCCCCGAAGCAACAACUGCAACCUCUGAUCAUCAAACAACAGCAGAGACUGCUGUCCUCCUGACAACCACCGUCCCCGAAGCAACAACUGCAACCACCGAGUCUCCAGCAGUAAUUACACUGGAGACCGUUGCUCCCCCAACAUUUGCUGUCACAGAAAAUUAUACUAUUCCAGCAACUGUGGUGACAACCAGUGCUCUCCCAGAUUUUCCAACUGGUUUCCAAGAAGCUGAUAUGAGGACUGAAGAUGACGAUGUGUUCUGCACAGCAGAGUCUGUCCCUCUUCCUGGAGGCACAAAGGUGACUACCAAAUUGCCAAGUACACUUCCGACUGCAGAGGGAACUAAAAGUGCUCACACUUCUCUCAUGGUGGAAGACGUGCCAACUGCAGCAACAACCCCUCCGGCAGCAACCACGCUUCAGACCCCAGAGAGAACCCUUGCUCCUUCAGCAAGUUCAGACGGCAAUGCUGAGAAACAUGAUGUUAACAGAGAUAAGUUUCCCAGCUAUGCCAUUAUUAUUGCCUGUCUCCUAGUGGUGUCCAUUCUUUUCAUAUUGAUGCUCUCGUUGUUGUUUUGGAAACGACUGUGUCACCACGAGGAGACCAGGGAGCAUGAGUUGGUGGGGAUGCAGCAGGAGGAAGCCUGUGCAAAGAACCUGUUCACUCACUUGUUGCAGGUAAACACACAAAGAAGUUUAUAAUAAAAAGCCUUGGACGAGCGGAAGACCUUGAAAAAGUUUUUAGUGGCACUGAAGGAGAAAACAGCAUUUUUUCCCUAUGAAGAUCUCCUACAUCAUCUGUAGAUGCCAUGGAAAAUGAAAAGGGCCUGUUUCAUGCUGCAUUGAGAGAUGCUUAUGAGCCCUCAAAAUACCAAUGGGUGUAAACCAAAGGCCAAAGCUUCGACUGUGAAAAUUUAAAAUCUUUGUGCAAAUUUUGCCAUGUCACCUUUAAAAUGCAGUGCAUGAAGAAGCUUCUUUGAGAAGGUGCUUUAUGCAUUAUUCAUAGGUGUUUCUGGCAUCUGCCUUCUUACUAAUACCAUGUUACAGAACUGAAUCUGCUUUCCUCCAUUUUUACUAAUGCACUUCCUUGAAUACAACUUAUACUGUGAGGAACAGAAAAGAGAAGAAAACAUGGAAUGCUGCCUAACUUCAAAUUGCCAAAAAAAAAGAAAAGAAAAAAAUCAGCAAAUACAGUUCUUAUUGCUUUUAUAUAAUCAAGAGAAAAAUUAAGCCACAAGAAGGCUGUGAGUAUAAAUCAAAAAUGCAGAUUACUUAAGGAGUACCAAUGCUGCCUGUGAUUCAGCAUGUUAGAAUGACCCUUGGAGACUAUGUUAAUAAACUUUGUAAUUUACCACUA
Aquila chrysaetos chrysaetos is the source of this 2092-nucleotide messenger RNA. Its product is annotated as T-cell immunoglobulin and mucin domain-containing protein 4-like. The transcript has 10 exons. Lineage: Eukaryota; Metazoa; Chordata; Aves; Accipitriformes; Accipitridae. The record is from RefSeq and is a predicted model, not a curated record. Bases 136 to 1437 code for a protein of 433 amino acids.